UCUAUAACACUUCUUUUUCUCUAGAUUUGGGUUAUUCUUGAUGGGGGGUUGCACAGGAGAGGAGAUCCGGAGGUGCAAGAUGAAAAAAGAAGGGUUAAACGAUGGACAAAGACGUAAUUUUGCCGUGUUGAGUUGUCCACCCUGACCAUACGAUUGAACCAACGGUCAAGAUCUAAAAAAUUCCAAACAAUUUCACCAAAUACCAUUCCAGCCCCCAAUCCCUAAAAAGAGCAUAUAUAUAUAUAUGCAUGCGUGGCCGUCUAAAAAGCUGCCAUGCAUUCAUGACCUACACGUGGCAAAGAAAGGAUCCAUGCAUUUAGGAAGAGAAUAACUAACUCUUCUCUUGCAAGAGAAUGAACACAGAAAGCUCAGCGGAGAAGAAAAUCAUUUCCGUUCUGUCCACAACAAUGUCCCUCUCAGAAAUGGCCUCACAAGCACAAAUGGUCAAGGAAACUUCAAAACUUACAAGCAAUGAUGCAUAUUUUGAAAUCAUUCAGUCAAGGAAGAAAUUACCACGUUCACUACAGGAGACUCUAACGGCUGCAUUCACUGCGAUUCCUGUUUCAUCUUUCCCACUGGUACCCAGCGGCAAAGUUAUUGAAAUUUCAGCAGAGACAACCAUAGCAGAUGCUGUUAGGAUCCUGUCUGAAUGCAACAUCAUGUCUGCUCCUGUGCAAAACCCAGAUGCAAAGACUAGUUUGGAUUGGAGGGACAGGUACUUGGGAAUCAUAGAUUACUCGGCCAUCAUUCUCUGGGUAUUGGAGAGUGCAGAACUUGCAGCAGUUGCCUUAUCAGCUGGUUCUGCAACAGCUGCUGGUGUCGGUGCUGGAGCUGUAGGUGCUCUUGGAGCACUAGCCUUAGGUGCUACUGGUCCUGCAGCAGUUGCUGGGCUAACCGUUGCAGCAGUCGGGGCAGCCGUUGCAGGUGGUAUGUCUGUGGAUAAAGGGGUUGGAAAAGAUGCUCCCACAGCUGCUGAUGACUUGGGCAAGGAUUUUUACAAGGUCAUCGUUCAAGAAGAACCCUUUAAAUCAACCACAGUGAGGUCAAUACUUAAAUCCUAUCGCUGGGCUCCUUUCCUCCCAGUUGCAACGGACAGUUCUAUGCUGAGCGUUCUACUAUUGCUCUCAAAGUAUAGGCUGAGAAAUGUACCAGUGAUAGAAUCAGGGAAGCCAGAAAUGAAGAACUUUAUAACACAAUCUGCAGUCGUUCAGGGACUCGAAGAAUGCAGAGGAAGGGAUUGGUUUGACUGCAUCGCUUCAAGUCCAAUAUCUGAACUAGGACUUCCUUUCAUGUCUUCUAAUGAGUUGAUCAGCAUCCAGAGCAAUGAACUGAUUCUGGAAGCUUUCAAGCUAAUGAAAGAAAACCAAAUUGGUGGUCUUCCAAUAGUGGAAGGGUCGUCGAAGAAGAUCGUCGGGAAGUUGAGUAUCAAAGACAUCCGACACUUGCUGCUGAAACCUGAACUUUUCUCCAAUUUGAGACAAAUUACUGUGAUGGAUUUCAUGAAUACUGUCAUCUCAACAACCCAAGAAAGUGGUAAAAUAAAAUCACCAAUUACAUGCAAGGCGGACUCAAAUCUUGGCAGUGUAAUCCACAGUCUUGCAACAAACUCAGUUCACAGGAUCUAUGUUGUAGAUGAUGAGGAAGAUGAAGUUAAAGGCGUCAUUACCCUGAGAGAUGUGAUCUCUUGUUUCAUAUUCGAGCCUCCCAACCAUUUUGAUAACUACUUUGGCUUUUCUGUGAAGGAAAUGCUGAAUCAGUGAAAAUGGUUAUAGCUGUUCUAUGAAAUAUAAUGCAUAUGUAAUUCAUUUCUAUGCAACUCCAACUGUAUUAAGUCCAGACAGUUUUGUCAAUCCUCUGGCUAGUCCUUUCUACAUCUGUCCACCUUCUGAUGUACCAAGUCACUUGUUGGGAAACCGUAUGUGGAGUCUCAUGAGGAAAAGGGUUUAAACUCAUUACAUUUCAUAAUAGCAAAUGUUACACUUAACGUUGCGUUA
Tripterygium wilfordii is the source of this 1994-nucleotide messenger RNA. Its product is annotated as SNF1-related protein kinase regulatory subunit gamma-1-like. Bases 354 to 1760 code for a protein of 468 amino acids. The transcript is spliced from 6 exons. NCBI's taxonomy places the organism in Eukaryota, Viridiplantae, Streptophyta, Magnoliopsida, Celastrales, Celastraceae. The record is from RefSeq and is a predicted model, not a curated record.